This is a messenger RNA of Paramuricea clavata, 985 nucleotides long. NCBI's taxonomy places the organism in Eukaryota, Metazoa, Cnidaria, Anthozoa, Malacalcyonacea, Plexauridae. The record is from the annotation of a GenBank genome assembly.
AUGGGUAGCACACUUUCGGCUUGGAAAGAGGACUUGGUGAAUGCAUGUGACUAUGUUAUGGAUGAAAAAAUUGUAAAAAUGCCCGAAGUUCUACAAGAUGAACGCUAUAUUCAAUGGUGCUUGUAUGAAAGAUGGCGGAAGAAACGCAAAGGCACUUCGAAAUACGUGCGCAUGCAAUGCCCGCUAGCCAGCGUACAACAGUUCUCGAAAGCAGGUCAGGAUAUCAGUGGCGGUCCCAGAGCAGUGGAUUUUGCUAUAUUCAACACAAGCAAAGACUCUCCUCAUGAUAUCGACACAGUGCCCGCGGUAUGUGUGGAACUGAGUCUCGCCAAGAUGAAAAAUGAGACUUCCUCACAGUUCCGUGAAAGAUGUUUGAAAGAUAUCUUCAGAUUAGCUUAUCUACGCCAUCAUUUCAAAACUGAGAAGGCAUAUUUUGUUAUGUAAGUAUGGAAAUCACAUUUUUGUUUUGGUAGCAGUAGCCUGAUGUAAGAUUGGUUUACACUAUCAAAGUUUCUGUGAUCACAGUGUUUUAACAAAGAGUCCGUUCCGUCAAAUAUUUCUUAUAAAUCCUUCAAGAAUUUACAUAUGCAAAAUCUCCUAAUACUUUGACAGUAUAAAUCAGGCGGUACAGCAGGACAUCAGAUCCGUCAAGAUGCAUCCUGGCUUGAAUUUUAGGUCUCAAUAAUUUCCUUUUCAAAUCUCUUUUGCCAGGUUUGGGACUGAAAACCAAUUGUUCCAAGUCACGGAAUCGUUGAAAAUGUUGAAAGGAAAAGAAAGCAAGUUAAAAUGGAAAGACCUGGAAGAGCUUGGCGCUGAGGAGGAAUUGAGGAAGAAUCUUGACUGCACGUGCCAAUCAUGCGGUCGCUUGGAAAUGUCAUGCUUGAAAAGCGUGGUCCCUAAAUUGAAGAUUGUUCACGAGAGAGUGGUGAUGCACAAGGCAUAUUGGUGCAAGAUCUGGGAGGUUGAUGCACCGCCCAAAAGAUAA